CCCCUCCCCCCUCGUCGCGCAACUUGCGGCCAAAGUUUCCCUCCGGGUUCGGGGGCGCCCGCGCGCGCUCGAAUGGUGAGCCACUAAGUUGGCCUGGGCAGCGGGGCCCGGCCAUGGCCCCCGCAUCGCCACUGGGUCCCCAGGACUCCGGACCACGGGACCUGGGCGCCCCAGACUCACGCCUCUAGCGCGCCCCCGUCGGCCGCGGGCACGCGUGGGAAAGUUGGCCUGGAACCGGCCCGACCAGUUCCUGCCUGGCGCGCGGACCGGCCGCAGGAAGUUGCCGCAAAACUUUUUGCGGGGGGGGGGGGUGCGACCGGAGCCCCCCGAGCGCGCGGGCUACAUGCGCCCGGGGUAGCCGGGUUCCCCUCGGGUCGCCAGGCGUGCCCAGAGGGGACGGACUCGUCCCGGGGCGCCCCGGCCCUGCUGUCCCCGGGGCUAUGGCCAUGGUGACCGGUGGCUGGGGCGGCCCCGGAGGCGACACGAACGGCGUGGACAAGGCUGGUGGGAGCUACCCACGCGCGACCGAGGACGACUCGGCGUCGCCUCCCGGAGCGACCAGCGACGCGGAGCCGGGAGACGAGGAGCGUCCGGGGCUGCAGGUGGACUGCGUGGUGUGCGGGGACAAGUCCAGCGGCAAGCACUACGGCGUGUUCACCUGCGAGGGCUGCAAGAGUUUCUUCAAGCGCAGCAUCCGCCGCAAUCUCAGCUACACCUGCCGGUCCAACCGUGACUGUCAGAUUGAUCAGCACCACCGAAACCAGUGUCAGUACUGUCGCCUCAAGAAGUGCUUCCGGGUGGGCAUGCGCAAGGAGGCCGUGCAGCGCGGCCGCAUCCCGCACGCGCUUCCGGGCCCCGCGGCCUGCAGCCCCCCGGGCGCGACGGGCGUCGAGCCGUUCACGGGUCCUCCGGUGUCCGAGCUGAUCGCGCAGCUGCUGCGCGCUGAGCCCUACCCCGCAGCCGGACGCUUUGGCGGCGGCGCCGCCGUGCUGGGCAUUGACAACGUGUGCGAGCUGGCGGCCCGCCUGCUGUUCAGCACGGUCGAGUGGGCCCGCCACGCGCCCUUCUUCCCCGAGCUGCCUGCCGCCGACCAGGUGGCGCUGCUGCGACUCAGCUGGAGUGAGCUCUUCGUGCUGAACGCGGCGCAGGCGGCAUUGCCACUGCACACGGCGCCGCUGCUGGCCGCCGCGGGGCUGCACGCCGCGCCCAUGGCUGCCGAGCGCGCCGUGGCCUUCAUGGACCAGGUGCGUGCCUUCCAGGAGCAGGUGGACAAGCUGGGCCGCCUGCAGGUGGAUGCUGCCGAGUAUGGCUGCCUCAAGGCCAUCGCGCUCUUCACGCCUGGCUCCCAACUGGACCCAAGGCCACGCCCUCAGACUGACCACGCCCCCACCUCAGCCUCAGGCAACCCUCUCUAGCCAACCUGGGACACUCCAGCCAGACUGAGAGGACACUGCCUCAGGCCACACCCUUUUGACACAGGUGAUGCUGCACUCUGGCUUAACACUACCCCAGACCCCUACUCAUAUCAUACCCUGCCAUAGACCUCACCCCAGGUUCCUGACACUGCUCCAGGCCAUGUACCAGGCUGCUUGAGACUGCACUCUGCAUCCUCCUCCUGGUGUUGCCCCAUCAUGCCCUCAAACUGAUCCAGACAGUACCCUACUGGACCCUGAAACAGUAGGAAGAUACAACUCAGGCAGGCUCCAGGCCAUGCUAUUAAUGCUACUCUUUACCCAGGCCCACACUCACAGGGCAGACCUCUGAGCUCCUGCCUCUGUUCUGGAGCCAUACCCCACAGGGCCACUCUCCCUGAUGACAUGCCUUUGCUGCGGUAGGGGAAGACAGUGUAACAUUUUAGUGACCCCGAGGUGUGAGCUGAGAAAAGAGACCAGCGAGUUCUCGGACUGUAUGGAUUACAGGUUCAGACCUUGUCCAAUCCCCUCCUGAGAGAACAAAAGGGAUAGCUGGGCACUGCUAUGGAGCGAGGCCUUCCGGUGGGCGUGGCUGAGGGAGAUCCUGGCCUGGAGUCUCCUCCCACAAAAUGGUGUAGAGUAGUGAUGCCCCUCCCUUUAGCCAUGUGUGGAGCAGCAUUCCCGAGCCCGUUCCUUCGGUUCUACAGGCUAGUCUGGUGGACACUGACUUACAUACUCCCAUAUGUGCCCUGGGAUCGCAGCUUUGUUCAUGCCUGCCUCCGGUGGCAUCCUUAGCCUCUCCCCUGUAGGCCUCUGGCCCUACUUCCCCAACCGUGACUGCCCUUGUCCCUGCUUCCUGCAGAUGCCUGUGGCCUUUCUGACCCAGCCCAUGUGGAGAGCCUGCAGGAGAAGGCACAGGUGGCCCUCACCGAGUAUGUGCGCGCCCAGUACCCAUCACAGCCCCAGCGCUU
Molecule: messenger RNA, 2383 nt
Organism: Grammomys surdaster
Lineage: Eukaryota; Metazoa; Chordata; Mammalia; Rodentia; Muridae
Gene: Nr2f6
Product: nuclear receptor subfamily 2 group F member 6
Exons: 4
Coding region: 441-1415 (324 amino acids)
Biological process (GO): negative regulation of transcription by RNA polymerase II; anatomical structure development; cell differentiation
Molecular function (GO): RNA polymerase II cis-regulatory region sequence-specific DNA binding; nuclear receptor activity; zinc ion binding
Source: RefSeq, a predicted model, not a curated record